Messenger RNA from Colletotrichum destructivum, 696 nucleotides. Its product is annotated as Putative auxiliary Activity family 9. The record is from RefSeq and is a predicted model, not a curated record. The transcript is spliced from 6 exons. The coding region runs from base 1 to 696 and encodes 231 amino acids. NCBI's taxonomy places the organism in Eukaryota, Fungi, Ascomycota, Sordariomycetes, Glomerellales, Glomerellaceae.
AUGAAGACUUUCGUCCCAGCUCUGGCCGUCCUAGGCGCCUUCUGCGAUCUCGCUUCGGCGCACUACCGCUUCACGAGCCUCGUCGUCGGCGGCCGCAACACGGGCGAAUACGUCCACGUCCGGAAGAACACGAACCAUAACAGCCCCGUCACCGACGUCCUGAGCAGGGAUAUCGUCUGUAACGCCGGCGGCCUCUCGUCGGGCCCCGGAACGCAGAUCGCCACCGUCGCCGCCGGAUCGACUGUCGGCUUCGCAAUGGACCAGGCCAUCUACCACGACGGGCCCGUGAUCGCCUGGCUCUCGCCCGCCAGGUCUGGCAACGUCACGACCUACGACGGCAGCGGUCGGUGGGCCAAGAUCUGGGAGCUUGGCGCGUUAGUCGGCAAUGGGCAGAUUAGUUUCCCCGCCUCGAACAAGGCCGCCUUCAACUUCCAGAUCCCUUCGUGCACCCCCCCCGGAGAGUACCUUCUCAGGAUUGAGCAGAUCGGACUGCACUCAGCCAGCGCCAAGGGCGGAGCCCAGUUCUACAUCUCAUGCGCGCAGAUCAGGGUGACGGGCUCCGGAAACGGGCAGCUCUCCCCUACCGUCAGUUUUCCUGGGGCAUAUACCGGGAGUGAGCCUGGCAUCUUGAUCAACAUCUACUACCCUGUGCCAACGACAUACACCAUUCCAGGAGGGCCCGUCGCGCGCUGCUAA